UCCCCAAUAAACCCUAACUCCGCAGCAGCUUUCAUCUCCUUCCUCCUCCUCCUCCUCUUCCCUCACUCUGUAUUCAAAAUUCAAAUGUUUGGUUUCUCAAUGAGAACUUUAAUCUCACCAUCUCUUGUUCCCUUCUCUCUUCACCACCUCCCUAAACCUUCUCUCUUCUCCGCCGCACUUCGCUUCUCCUCCCUCACCAUUUCCAUCUCCGCUACCAACAACAAUUCCCCCAAACAUUCACCUUAUUCCGCAAUUUCCACCAGAAACGCACAUACGACGGCAUCAUCAUCAUCGUCAUCACUCUCCCUCUCACCUCCCGGAGAGAUACACGUCGUAGUCGGUCCAAUGUUCUCCGGGAAAACGACAACACUUCUCCGCCGUAUCCUCGCCGAGAAACAAACCGGUAAAAAUAUCGCCGUCAUCAAAUCGAACAAAGACACAAGGUACUGCACCGAAUCGAUAGUGACUCACGACGGCGAGAAGUUCCCGUGCUGGUCACUCCCGGAUCUAUCGAGUUUCAAGGAGAGAUUCGGAAUCGAAGACUACGAGAAUCGGUUAGACGUGAUCGGGAUAGACGAAGCUCAGUUCUUCGGAGAUCUAUACGAGUUUUGCCGCGAAGCUGCUGAUAAAGAGGGUAAAACUGUAAUUGUUGCUGGAUUGGAUGGUGAUUUCAUGAGGAGGAGGUUUGGUUCCGUGCUUGAUUUGAUUCCGAUUGCGGAUACAGUCACGAAGCUGACGUCGAGGUGUGAGGUUUGUGGGAAGAGAGCUUCGUUUACGAUGAGGAAGACGGAGGAGAGAGUGACGGAGCUCAUCGGUGGAGCUGAAGUGUAUAUGCCUGUGUGUAGGAGUCAUUAUGUUUGCGGUCAAACCGCUCGUGCCGUUUUGGAUUCUUCGUCUUCAAUCAAAACGCAUGAUGUUGUUGUAGCGACUUCACUUUAAUGUAUUGUAGUGCCGCCGAUUUGAGAGUUUGUAGGAUUUUUUGUAGUCUUCUAGUUAUUUAGCUUUGAGUUUUAAAGUAUGUACUAUUUAAUCAAUGGUUUUAAACUUGAACAAGAUAACAUGGUAACAUUCUUUCUCUUA
This is a messenger RNA of Capsella rubella, 1080 nucleotides long. Its product is annotated as thymidine kinase b. The transcript has a single exon. Gene Ontology annotation, biological process: thymidine metabolic process. NCBI's taxonomy places the organism in Eukaryota, Viridiplantae, Streptophyta, Magnoliopsida, Brassicales, Brassicaceae. Bases 85 to 939 code for a protein of 284 amino acids. The record is from RefSeq and is a predicted model, not a curated record. Gene Ontology annotation, molecular function: thymidine kinase activity; ATP hydrolysis activity; ATP binding.